AUGAUUGAUGACAUCAUGACUAGGGUGCUGGUGGACUCAAGGGCCACUCACAAUUUUCUAUAUGAGAGGAAAGCUAGUAGUCUUCAAUUAAAACUUACUCAAACAAGUAACAAGAUCAAGGCCAUCAACUUUGAAGCCCAAUCAUCCAUUGGGUUAGCCCGACAAGUGAAGACCUGGAUGGGUGUAUGGGAAGACAAGUUGAACUUCCUAGUCCUACAGAUGGAUGACUUCGACAUUAUCCUAGGAGCCGACUUUACAAUCAAAGCCAAGAUAGGGAUCUUCCUCCACUACAAUGAUCUCAUUAUCUGUGGUGGAGAUCAGUCCUAUUUCGUGCAAGGAGCCAUGUAG
Spirodela intermedia is the source of this 348-nucleotide messenger RNA. NCBI's taxonomy places the organism in Eukaryota, Viridiplantae, Streptophyta, Magnoliopsida, Alismatales, Araceae. The record is from the annotation of a GenBank genome assembly.